AUGGCAUUUUCGUCGAUCCAGCGUCGUCGCCAUAAACUGCGCGGGAUGAUGCGCGGAUGGGCGCAAGGAGGUUCGACCGGCCAGCAGCAACAACAAAGUGGUGGAACGAGCGGAGGAGGAAUGAGCGGAGGCGGAACGGGCGGCGGAAGAAUGGGCGGCGGCGGCAUGGGCGGCGGCGGAAUGGGCGGCGGUGGAAUGGGCGGCGUCGGAAUUGGCGGAGGCGGAAUGGGCGGCGGAGGAAUGGGCGGCGGCGGUAUGGGCGGUGGCGGAAUGAGCGGAGGCGGCAUGGGUGGCGGUGGAAUGGGAGGUGGCGGAAUGGGCGGCGGCGGAAUGGGCGGAGGAAUGGGCGGACCUGGUUCCUCUGCUCCCGGAUCGCAAUUAGCCAUGGGUCCUGGGGGGAACAUGGGUGGCGGCGGAAUGGGCGGCCGCGGCGGCAUGGGUGGCGGCGGAACGGGCGGCGGCAGAAUGGGCGGCGACGGCAUGGGCGGCGGCGGAAUGGGCGGAGGCGGAAUGGGCGGCGGCACCAUGGGUGGCGGCGGAAUGGGCGGCGGAGGAAUGGGCGGCGGCGGUAUGGGCGGAGGCGGCAUGGGCGGCGGUGGAAUGGGCGGUAGCGGCAUGGGAGGAGGCAUGGGCGGACCUGGUUCCUCUGCUCCCGGAUCGCAAUCAGCCAUGGGUCCUGGGGGAAACAUGGGCGGCGGAGGAAUGGGCGGCGGCGGUAUGGGAGGUAGUGGAAUGGGCAGCGGAGGCAUGGGCGGGUCAGGGUGGUUUGCUCCAGGGUCGCAGGCAGCACCCGGCCAGGGUGGACCUGGGAUGGGCGGAGGGAUGGGCGGAGGGAUGGGCGGAGGGAUGGGGGGAGGGAUGGGCGGAGGGAUGGGGGGAGGGAUGGGUGGAGGGAUGGGCGGAGGGAUGGGGGAAGGGGGGAUGGGCGGAGGGAUGGACGGAGGGAUGGGCGGAGGGAUGGGCGGAGGGAUGGGAGGAGGAAUGAGCUGA
Messenger RNA from Closterium sp. NIES-65, 990 nucleotides. The record is from the annotation of a GenBank genome assembly. NCBI's taxonomy places the organism in Eukaryota, Viridiplantae, Streptophyta, Zygnematophyceae, Desmidiales, Closteriaceae.